Saccostrea cuccullata (small rock oyster) is the source of this 1241-nucleotide messenger RNA. RefSeq lists its product as uncharacterized. The coding region runs from base 183 to 545 and encodes 120 amino acids. The transcript is spliced from 2 exons. Lineage: Eukaryota; Metazoa; Mollusca; Bivalvia; Ostreida; Ostreidae. The record is from RefSeq and is a predicted model, not a curated record.
CAUGGCUGACACAUCAAUCCCACCUUUCAACAAAUUGGUGCAGUCGAAACUACGUCAAGUACGGUCUCAUUAUAAGUACAGUUAAAACAACAGGACACAGCAAUAAAGAUCCUUUCUGUCACACCACAGAAACAGCCAUCACAAGAAGUCUUCACUACGGCGUCCUCUUAAGUAAAAACUCAAUGCUUCGCUGGAAGGCCCUUAAAGGUCUGUCCGUAAUCAACGAUAUUUAUCAGCGAUUCCAUAACACGACAGUACAUACAAGGACGCCCCAGGAAUUCCGGAAAAAGUGCAAGGCAUUAUCAACACUCAAGUGUUCCGAACGUCACGUGACCUUUGCCUCUGAUGAUUUUGAGUUCCCGACUCUGUGGACAUUCUUACAACAUGGUAGCAUUACAAGCAAGAUGGAGGUGUUGUUUGAGAGUCGAAAUUUGAUGAUUCUGAGGAGAUACUUCAGAAGUGACAGGCACAUCCCAGAGGAGAACGAGAAGUGUGUGUGUGUACCGAGAAUUUAUCGUGAAACACUGAAAUCUAAAGCUGUAUAAUUCAAAACAUGUCACAACAAAAUGAGUAUGCUGCAAGGGAUUAUUAAUUAAAAAAUCAUAUGGAUAAAAGAAGAAUUAGAGAUUGCUCCUUUAAAAGACUUCUCUAUUUUGUUUUCAAUGAUAACAUACCCUCUCCAGUUGAAUUGAUGUUUUCAAAUUUUUACCUUUAAAUAAUUGCACAUAUAUCAUUAUUUUAAAUAUAUUCAAUAUAACAAAAAGGACUUUAAUUGUUAGGUUAUGACCAAUAUUUGCCCCCGAAAUCAAACUUUGACGAAGAAAUAUAUAAUUAAAUUUUGAAACAGGGGAAUAUCUGCAGGCAAACAUGUUUAAAAGUGUAAACCGAUGUACAUUCGUCUUGAAUGCUCUUGAAAAUAAACAUAAAUCAAGUAAGGAAUGAAUUUAAAUCUUCACUAAGUUUACAGUUUAGAAGUAUCAAUAUGUAAUUAUGUUUAUUUCUUAUAUGUAUGACUAAGUUCUCCUUGGCUAUAAAUGAAAUAUAUGGCAAUAACAAACAGUAUUUAUAAAGCUCAAAAGUCCAUUGAACUACACAAAUUUUGUUGCAGAGCAACCAUGGAUUAUUUAACAAUCAGAGGUAGGAUCAGGUGCAAUGGAGAAGUGAAUAUUUCCUGCUGACCUAUUCACUUAAUUGUAGAAUGAUUUUGUUUAAAAGUUGAUUGUAUCGACCACAGAAUCUUU